Messenger RNA from Orbilia oligospora ATCC 24927, 588 nucleotides. RefSeq lists its product as uncharacterized. Bases 1 to 588 code for a protein of 195 amino acids. Lineage: Eukaryota; Fungi; Ascomycota; Orbiliomycetes; Orbiliales; Orbiliaceae. The transcript has 2 exons. The record is from RefSeq and is a predicted model, not a curated record.
AUGUCUUCAGACAUCGGCCAGACCAUUGAGGCAGCCUCACUGGAUACUAUGAGCCCUGAAGGACAUGUGCAGGCCAUUCCAGAGCCUCAAAAACCCACCGGCGCCCCCGUGCUGAUCGCGGAAAGGGCUUCGGAUGAUCGUUUAAUUCAAGAGUUGCAGGAAUAUGAAAGGCAGUCCAUGGAUACACAGCCGAAUGUUUCGAAAGGAGGCGAAGGCACGACAUUAACGAACGGUCACCAGAAUCCCAAUGCUACACUUCCCACAUCGCCUACAGACUGGUCUAGUCUACCAGCUCCAGGCCCGCCCGAAAGUGAUAUUAGCAUACCGCCCCCCCCUUCGAUGAACCCUGUUCAAGAGACAGCCAGUGAGAACAGCGCGGAUCCUGUUGAAGGCACUCUCGACGAAGCUAACGACAAUGCUUUCGAUGAUGAUUUUGAUGACUUUGGAGAAACGGUUGAGGACGGUGAUGGCUUCGACGACUUCGGCGACUUUGACAAUGCAACGAUGGUCGCUGAGGUCGAGGGUGAUUCAGUUGAGAGUAUCCAGGACCCCCCAAGUUCGGUAUGUAGAAGAGAGCAAGCCCUCUAA